This is a messenger RNA of Cervus elaphus (red deer), 4305 nucleotides long. RefSeq names its product glucocorticoid induced 1 (gene GLCCI1). The record is from RefSeq and is a predicted model, not a curated record. Lineage: Eukaryota; Metazoa; Chordata; Mammalia; Artiodactyla; Cervidae. Gene Ontology annotation, cellular component: cytoplasm. The coding region runs from base 139 to 1785 and encodes 548 amino acids. The transcript has 8 exons.
CUCCUCCCCCUCCCCGAUCCCCCCGCCCCUCCCCCUUACACACUCGCACGCACUAUCGCGCCGGCUCCCACACGCUCGCGCGCCUCCCGCUCCGCGCCUCGGUGUCGGCCGGCGUCGUCCCGGGCCCGCGGAGCCACCAUGUCCACUGCCGCCUCCUCUUCCAGUUCCUCUCAGACCCCUCAUCCCCCGCCGCAGAGGAUGCGGCGCAGCGCCGCGGGUUCCCCGCCCGCCGCCCCAGCCACCGGCAGCGGGAACGGUGCAGGCGGCGGCGGCGGCGGUGGCGGUGUGGGCUGCGCCCCAGCUGCGGGAGCCGGCCGGCUGCUGCAGCCCAUCCGCGCCACGGUGCCCUACCAACUCCUGCGGGGCAGCCAGCACAGUCCCACGCGCCCGCCCGCCGCCGCCGCCGCCGCCUCGCUGGGCAGCCUCCCGGGGCCCGGCGCGGCCCGCGGCCCCAGCCCGCCCAGCCCGACGCCGCCGCCGGCCGCGGCCCCAACCGAGCAGGCGCCGCGGGCCAAGGGCCGCUCGAGACGGUCCCCUGAGAGCCACCGGAGGAGCAACUCACCUGAGCGACGGAGCCCCGGCUCGCCCGUCUGCAGAGUGGACAGGCCCAAAUCUCAGCAAGUUCGAACCUCUAGCACAAUAAGGCGAACCUCUUCCCUGGAUACCAUAACAGGACCUUAUCUCACAGGACAGUGGCCACGGGAUCCUCAUGUUCAUUACCCUUCAUGCAUGAAAGAUAAAGCUACUCAGACACCUAGUUGUUGGGCAGAAGAAGGUGCAGAAAAGAGAUCACAUCAGCGUUCUGCAUCAUGGGGGAGUGCUGAUCAACUGAAAGAGCAGAUUGCCAAACUGAGGCAGCAGCUACAACGCAGUAAACAGAGUAGCCGGCACAGUAAGGAGAAGGACCGUCAGUCACCUCUCCAUGGCAACCAUGCAGCAAUCAGUCACUCUCAGGCUACUGGAUCAAGAUCAGUCCCUAUGCCGCUGUCAAACAUAUCUGUGCCAAAAUCAUCUGUUUCACGUGUGCCCUGCAAUGUAGAAGGAAUAAGUCCCGAAUUAGAAAAGGUAUUCAUUAAAGAAAAUAAUGGGAAGGAGGACGUGUCCAAGCCUUUGGACAUCCCGGACGGCCGGAGAGCGCCGCUGCCCGCCCACUACCGCAGCAGCAGCACGCGGAGCGUCGACACCCAGACGCCCUCGGUGCAGGGGCGCAGCAGCAGCUGCAGCAGCCACUCGCCCUGCGUCUCCCCCUUCUGUGCCCCCGGCUCCCAGGACGGCAGCCCCUGCUCGGCAGAGGACCUGCUCGACGAUCGUGAUAAAGACAGUGGGAGUAGCUCACCGCUACCCAAGUAUGCUUCAUCUCCCAAACCAAACAACAGCUACAUGUUCAAACGGGAGCCCCCAGAGGGAUGUGAGCGAGUGAAGGUCUUUGAGGAAAUGGCGUCUCGUCAGCCUAUCUCAGCCCCUCUCUUUUCAUGUCCUGACAAAAACAAGGUUAAUUUCAUCCCAACCGGAUCAGCUUUCUGUCCUGUAAAGCUCCUAGGCCCUCUCCUCCCUGCCUCCGACCUGAUGCUCAAGAACUCUCCUAACUCGGGCCCGAGCUCGGCUCUGGCCACCCUGACCGUCGAGCAGCUCUCCUCCCGCGUUUCCUUCACGUCCCUUUCCGACGACACCAGCAUAGCGGGCUCCGCUGAGGCCUCUGUCCCGCAGCCAUCCCAGCAGCAGCAGUUCCUGCAGGAGCUGCCGGGUGAGGACCACAUCUCCGCUCACAACUACAUGGUCAUCUAGAGUGAGGGGGGAGCUGGCCUCCACCCUGUGUUCCACGUGUUAGGAACUAGAUCUCAGACACCUAUCUGCAUGGAGUGACCAACUUUCCGACACCACCACCACCAACAGAAUACUUAAUCAGAGUCAUCAAGUAUCUCAACACUUACCUUGGCAGGGACGGAACUCCUAUUCAGCAGUUUUUGUGGAAAGCAGUAAUGCUUGCAAAAUGUGUGUAUCAUUCAGCAUUCAAAGUGGAGACUAUGCAUUUCAUAGUAUGUUUGACAGAUUAGUACUGUGUCCUUGUUUUGUCCCCAAAUCUUCAGUAUAAAUAAGCUCUAUAUCAGAAAGUUGCCUGUCUAAAUGGAAAAUGUCUUGCUGUGUUUUGUCCUAUGGAAAAAUACUGUACUUCAGGAUUAUGUUUACAAUUGAUCCAGGUGUUUGUUUCUAACUUCUGUAAUACAUACAAUGCAAAAAAUAAAUAAAUGGCCACAACAGUUGCACAGGGCCCACCCUAUGGCCUAGCUUCAGGUACUUCAGUUGAAGUCUAAACUCAGGUAACUUGGAAUGUAUAUCAUAUUGGGAUAUUAACUAUUUCACAGCUAAAAAGCUAAAGAGGGAACAGCACUCUUUUGCCUUUUCUUCUUUUAUGCAUUUCCCUUUCCUCAUUACAUUCCACAUUCUUAGAAUAAGAAGUGCAUUCAGCCCUAGGAGAACAGAAAUCCUGGACAUGGGUGAACGCGAGGAGAACCAGCAAAUCCGUGGUGUCUGACAUCACUUUUGUCACAUGGUUACAAGUAAAACAACUGUUGCAUUCACUGUUUCAACAUGUGUAAAUGUGGCUUUUUUUUUUUUUUUUUAAAACAAGUUCUGGGUGUUGCUCAGUUAAUGACUGAUACAAUGUUGUGAAUAAAGUAUCAGGUAUAGGCUGUACAAAACAUUCCCCCAGUGUGUGUGUGGAUGUUAAAGACAAGAAUGUCUAGGUGUCAUUUUCCCAGAGGAUGGCUGAGGUGUUUUGUUUAUGUUGGCCAUCAGGGUUAUGAAAUGCUACUGAUCUAUCUAAAGGCAUAGUCACCUUUCGUUUCUCUGUUGGAAAUUCUUGAAUCUGCAGGUUAAGAAAUGACACACUUUGGUUAUUUUCCUCAAGCAGUUCAGGUGCAUGAGUUGUUUUAAUGUAGAGAGAGCAAUGUGAGCGUCAGAAUUCAAAAUAGGUUAUCUGGUGACUUGCAAGUGUAAGUAGUGUGGAGCUGUUUCAUUUAAGCCUCUCAUAAUAAUACCAUGAAUACUUCUGUUCAUAUUUUGGAAGCAUGGAGUAGACCAUAAACCCAAGUAAAGAGCCUUGAACCUGCAGACUUGACCUAACUUCUUGAAGUGUGAAGAGAGCCCUAGAUGUUCCUGAUUGGUCAGCAAAAGAGCCCAACUUGUGACAUUGUUUUCUGCAGCACAGAGUAUGUUCAAAAGCGGAGAGAAGUUUCUGUGUUUUUGUUUCAUUGCUUUCAGUUCAAUAAAACAGUUGUUUCAUCUGCACCUGAAGUGUAUGGCACAAUUUUCUUAAGAAUUAGGGGAACAAGGUGCCUACAGUUACAGGAACGUUUCAGUUCCUUUCAGUCAUUCCUGGGUUUUUCUUUGUUUUAUUUUAUAAGGAGGUUGAAGAAGGAAGAUGUGAUAAAGAAGAAAGCAACACCAUUGAUUUUUUUAAGAAAUGGUAUAUAUAUGUGUGUGUAUAUGUAUGUGUAUGUGUUCAGUGUAUUAUUUUGUCAUGAUCCCAAUUAUCUUCUGUCCACCAAAGUUUGCAGUAAUAUUCUCUCCAGAAGGUGCAUUCUGGCUCCUUUAAAUUAGUCAGUGUUAUAUAGUAGGAGACUGGCAUGGGAAAGGACUCAGUUUACUUUUACCAUUUAACAGGGGAACCUUUUAAAACAAUCGAUUCAGCAGAAGACACCUUUAACCCUAAUAAUCUCAGGCCUUGAUGAAAAUACUAUAUUUUGUAGAUUAUGGUUAAAGGCAGAAAAUUAUUAGUUCUGUAAGAUAAAUAUGAGCUCCAUUAACUUCUGAUAUCUGGUUUAGCAUUACAUAAUGUGUUGAUCUUAUACUCUGCUUUUGUCCAAAUAAGAUGCAAUAGUAUCAAUAUCAAUUUCUGAACGAUGGACUGAAUAUGCUUUUUUUUGGUAAUGAAAUCUGAUGUACGAUAUUUAUAGUGACGUGCUUUUAUUUUCUCAUGAGAAAACUAAAUAUUGUGUUGUACAUUUGUUCUUAGCAUAUAUUAAAGUUUUGAACCAAAUGUGUUAAAGCUUAUGCUUUGCCAUGUAAAUUUCCCAGAAGUUGUUGAGCUCAAAUGUAUCCUACAUCCAGCUGUAGAAAUUUGUCAGAGAUUGUUUAAAUUUUGUAUAUAGUUGUACUGUUUAAUUCUACACUGCGCUGAACAGUAUUCGAGUUACCAUACAAUAUGGCUUUACACAAGGAAAUGUGUGGCUUUUGUUUUGUAUUUUUUCAGUAUAGAAGUUCCUGUGUCUUCUUAUUUAAAUAAAGUUAUUAGUAAAACUGGAA